CAAGAAGCAAGUGGGCACUAGCCCUGGCUUCUCUGGACUCUGCUUCUCUGGUAGAGGAAGCCCAAGGAAGACUGACACAUUCCUGCAGUUCUAAAACCAUGGCCCAUGUGUCAUUGGCGUUCAGGGACGUGGCCAUUGAUUUCUCUCAGGAGGAGUGGGAAUGCCUGGACCCUGCUCAGAGGGGCCUAUACAGAGAUGUGAUGUUGGAGAACUACAGCAACUUGGUCUCAUUGGGAGCAGGAUGUUCCAGUCCUAAGCCAGAUGUGAUUACCUUACUGGAGCAAGAGAAUGAGCCCUGGAUGGCAGUGAGGGCAGGGACAAGAAGCUGGUACACAGAUUUGGAGUCCAAGUAUGUCACCAAGAAGUUAUUUCCAGAACAGGAUAUUUAUGAAAUAUAUUUAUCUCAAUGGCAGACAGUGGAAAAAAGUAAAACCUGCAUUGAUGAGGACACCAUUUUCAGAAAUGGAUUGCAAUGCAAACAUGAAUUUGAGACAGAGGAAGAAUAUCAAAUGGGAUGCACUAGUGAAAUGAUACUCAGAAAACAUGUAUCUCUUCCUCUACAUCAGAAAAUUCAUACUGGAGAGAAAUUAUAUGAAUGUGCAGAAUGUAGAAAGGCCUUUAGACAACAGUCAUACCUUAUUCAACAUCUGAGAAUUCAUACUGGUGAGAGACCCUAUAAAUGUAAGGAAUGUGGGAAAGCCUUUUGUCGUGUGGGAGACCUUAGAGUACAUCAGACAAUUCAUGCUGGGGAGAGACCUUAUGAAUGUAAGGAAUGUGGGAAGUCCUUUAGACUUCAUUACCACCUUACUGAACAUCAGAGAAUACAUUCUGGUGUGAAACCCUAUGAGUGUAAGGAAUGUGGGAAGUCCUUUAGUCGUGUUAGAGACCUUAGAGUACAUCAGACAAUUCAUGCUGGGGAGAGACCUUAUGAAUGUAAGGAAUGUGGGAAGGCCUUUAGACUUCAUUAUCAACUUACUGAACACCAGAGAAUUCAUACUGGUGAGAGGCCUUAUGAAUGUAAGGUUUGUGGAAAGACCUUUAGAGUGCAACGACAUCUUAGUCAGCAUCAGAAAAUUCAUACUGGUGUAAAACCGUAUAAAUGUAAUGAAUGUGGAAAGGUCUUUAGUCAUGGCUCAUACCUUGUUCAACAUCAGAAAAUUCAUACCGGUGAGAAACCCUAUGAAUGUAAAGAAUGCAGUAAGUUUUUUAGUUUUCAUGCAGAACUUACUCGACAUCAUAGAAUUCAUACUGGUGAGAAACCCUAUGAAUGUAAAGAAUGUGGAAAAGCCUUUCGUCUUCAAACAGAGCUUACUCGGCAUCACAGAAUUCAUACUGGUGAGAAACCGUACAAAUGUAAGGAAUGUAGGAAAGCCUUUAUUUGUGGCUAUCAACUUACUUUACAUCUGAGAACUCACACCGGUGAGAUUCCUUAUGAAUGUAAGGAAUGUGGGAAAACCUUUAGUAGUCGCUAUCAUCUUACCCAACAUUACAGAAUUCAUACUGGUGAGAAACCCUAUGGAUGUAAAGAAUGUGGAAAAGCCUUUCGUCUUCAAGCAGAACUUACUCGACAUCACAGAAUUCAUACCUAUGAAAAACCCUAUGAAUGUACGGAAUGUGGGAAGGCCUUUAUUCGUAGCAAUCAACUUAUUUCACACCAGCGAACUCACACCAAUGAGAAUGCCUUUGAAUGUACGGAAUGUGGAAAGGUUUUUAGUCGUCACUAUAAUCUUACUCAGCAUUACAAAAUUCAUACUGGUGAGAAACCCUAUGAAUGUAAAGAAUGUGGGAAGGCCUUUCGCUUUCAAACGGAACUUACUCAGCAUCACAGAAUUCACACUGGCGAAAAGCCCUAUAAAUGUAAAGAAUGUGGGAAAGCCUUUAUUCGUAGCAAUCAUCUUACUCAACAUCACAGAAUUCAUACUGGUGAGAAACCUUACAAAUGUAAGGAAUGUGGGAAGACCUUUAGUCGUCACUAUCAUCUUACUCAACAUCACAGAAUUCAUACUGGUGAAAAACCCUAUUUAUGUAAAGAAUGUGGGAAUGCUUUUAUUUGUAGUUAUCAACUUACCUUACAUCAGAGGAUUCACACUGGUGAGAUUCCAUAUGAAUGUACAGAAUGUGGAAAGACCUUUAGUCGUCGGUAUCAUCUUACUCAACAUUUUAGACUUCAUACUGGUGAGAAACCAUAUGGAUGUAAAGAAUGCGGGACUACUUUUCGUCUUCAAGCAGAACUUGCUCGACAUCACACAAUUCAUACUGGUGAGAAACCCUAUAAGUGUAAAGAAUGUGGGAAGGCCUUUAGUGUUAAUUCGGAACUUACUCGACAUCACAGAAUUCAUACUGGUGAAAAGCCCUAUAAAUGUAAAGAAUGUGGGAAGGCCUUUAUUCGUAGUGAUCAACUUACUUUACAUCAGAGAAAUCAUAUUAGUGAGGAAACCCUACAAAUAUAGAGUAUAUAUAGUAUAUAUUAGCUUUCAGGAAAUAUUCAUAACUCUUACAACACCAAUGAGUUCAUAAUUUAAUAUAAAAAUCCAAAACCAUUGCCAUCGAGUUGAUUCUGACUCACAGUGACCGUAUAAGACAGAGCAGAACUGCUCCAUAGCGUUUCCAAGGAGUGUCUAGUGGAUUCAAACUGCCAACGUUUUGAUAAGCAGCCAAAUGCUUAACCACGUUUGUUAGGGAAUGUGAGAAAACUUAUACUAGAUUACGCGUGGGAAUCCUUUUUGCUUCAUGUUCACAGCUUAACAGAAAUGGUUUUAUAUAUGCUAUAUCUUCAUUUAAAAAGUUGAAAAACUGUAACAUCACCCAGUCAUGGUUAAACUUUAGCAGAUUGAUACUGGUGCAGUACAUCUCAAACCAUCCAAGGUGAAGGACCCCCCACCUCAUCUUUUUGUAAGAUACAAUAAAAAAUGAAUUACCAGAAAAAAGAAAUGGAAAGAAAACCAAAAUACGAAAGCCAAUUUUUUUUUUAAUUAGAUUUAAUGGGCAUAAAUUAACUCUCAAAUUACUGUAAAGGUUUCUAAAUGCUUAUUUUUGGUGUCAGUACUUAGCUCAUUACAGACCAGAAGUCAACAAUUUGCAGACUGGUUUCAGUCCAUGGACCACACUUUGUAUAGCACUGUAACAGAACAUGGCGCCCUGGUGGCACGGUGGUUAAGAGCUAUGAUGAACUAUGACUGCUAACCAAAAGGCAGGUAGUUCGAAUUCACCAGCCUCUCCCUGGAAACCCUAAAGGGCAGUUCUCUGUCCUGUAGGGUUGCUGAGCCAGAAUUGACAGGAUUGGUUUUCUGGUAACAGACAACAAUUCUGUCAGUGUAAUGGCUGUGGGAAGACUUUAGCCAUGGUACGUGCUUUACUAUAAUUCUUACAACUCCACCUCUGCCUAUGUGGUAUCUGCCAAAACACUCCUCCCCCCUGUGCCUCGGUUUUAAAAUGUUGAUAAUAGUAUUUACAUGAGGAUGAAAUGUUACAAGAUAAAACCUUUAAGAGAAUAUUUGGCCCACAACGUGCUCAGUAAGUAUUUUUCUUGUUUUUAUCACUAGUGAUACUGUUAGUAAAUUUGAGUGCGAGGAAAACCCUGUACAUAUAAGGAAUUCAUGACAACCUUCCACUGCCAUUCACUCCUCAUUUAAAAUCGAAAUAAUUAGUUGUGACUAAAAUACAGUAAACCACCAUUUCUAAAAUUAGGUCUCAUCUCUGAAAAUCAAUAUGAGAAAAAUCUGUGGAUUUAAUGAGUGUGAAAAUUAUGAGAGUAAAGCUUCUGAAGAAUACGAGUGGUGAAGCUUUUUCUUUUCACAAUAAAUUUAAAAAAUGGAUGUUAUAGUCUGCUUUUUCUGCCCACAAUUCAUGAUAAAUUAGAAACUAACAAGCAACCAUAAGACCACUGUCCAUUUGGAAAAGUUAAAAGAAUAGUACAAUGACCACCGGUGUGUGCUCUCAAGAGUCAAUGGUUGUUUAUGUUUCAUAUUUGGUUUACAUAUUCUCUGCUGUAGUAUAAAUUACAGACAUCACAUUUCCCCUCACUGUAUGUAAACGUGCACGUCCCAAGAAUAAAAGCCCUCUCCUACUUAAUCACUGUAUAAUUUAGUACCUAAAGAGAUUAACUAUAGUUCCAUCAUCUGUAAUACUCAGUCCAUAUUCAUAUUUCCUCACUUGUGUGAAGAAUGCUUUUCAUAGAUAACUUUUAAACUUCAAGAACCAAAAUAAAUUCAUGGAUUGCAUUUGGCUAUGUCCUGUCAGUCAUUUUUAAUAAUAACACCCUCUCCCCCAACUUCAUUUUGACAUUGAUUUUUUGAAGAGUUCCAGACAGUUGUCUUGUAGAAUGUCACAUUCUGAAUUUUUAUCAUGAGCCAAUUAGGCUCAGAUUAAAUAUUUUGGCAAGAAUAGUUAAUAGGUGAUACUUUGUAUUUAAUUUUAUUUUGCGUUUAUGUUAUCCUACAUUUGAUCGCUUGGUGUAGCACAGUAUAUUUCUGAAAGAUAGCCACACCAAUAUAUCCCAUCCAACAUUGUUUAUUUUAUAAUGUGAUGUUGACAGUCCCCCAUCAAGAGGCGGGGCCCAUGGUCCUUCCUUUUGAAUCUGGGAAAGCAGACAGAAAUAAUGAUAAGACUUGUAAAACACUAUGUGACUUCCAAGACUAAGUCACAAAACACAAUACAGUUUCCACCUGGCCCCCUGGGAAAUCUCACCCUUGAAGCCCAGCCAUCAUGCUGUGAAGGAACCAAGUAGCUACAUGGAAAUAUCAACUAGAAGUGUCCCGUCUACAGAGUCCUGGCUGAGUCUCAAGUAACAUCAACCUCCGGAUGUGUGAAUGUGUGAGCUUCCAGAUGAUUCUAGACCCCAGCCUUCAAGCCAUCCCAGCUGGUGCCAAGUGAAGCAUAGACAAACUGUCCACCUUUAGCCUGCCCAGAUUGCAAAUUCGUGCAUAAAAUAUUGUUAUUUCAAGCCACUAAGUUUUGGGGUGGUUUGUUAACUGAAAUACUAGGAUCCUCUGUUGUAAAGCUAAGUAUUUCUUUCCAUUUAAUAAGUAUUUUUAGGGUGAUGCUUUGGCAGUUCCACCUGGAAAUUCAAAAUCACCAAUAAUACAACUAUACUAAAGAGAAAACUAAAAUAUAAGGGACAAUUUAGAAAUGAGUGAUAAUGAGAUAUGGCCAUUUACUCAUCGAAAAACUGAUAAUGUAUUCUGGAAACAAAUACUAAGAAGGGCCAGCAUUUUCCCCCUCCUGCUCACACCUUUAUCCUGAGUGCUUCAUACAAUCUCUCUAACAUAGUAAGCACUUGAUAAAACUGUUAAAAGACUGAAUAAGCAUUCACCUCAAGAAACUAGGGGAAAAUAAAUGAAAGAAAUGAAACAAAAAACCAAACCUGUUG
Loxodonta africana (African savanna elephant) is the source of this 5368-nucleotide messenger RNA. Its product is annotated as zinc finger protein 546. Gene Ontology annotation, molecular function: DNA-binding transcription repressor activity, RNA polymerase II-specific. The record is from RefSeq and is a predicted model, not a curated record. Lineage: Eukaryota; Metazoa; Chordata; Mammalia; Proboscidea; Elephantidae. The transcript has 5 exons. The coding region runs from base 99 to 2450 and encodes 783 amino acids. Gene Ontology annotation, biological process: negative regulation of transcription by RNA polymerase II.